Messenger RNA from Nymphaea colorata (pocket water lily), 1182 nucleotides. The record is from the annotation of a RefSeq genome assembly. NCBI's taxonomy places the organism in Eukaryota, Viridiplantae, Streptophyta, Magnoliopsida, Nymphaeales, Nymphaeaceae.
AUGACUAUAAGGAAGCAACGAUUCUCUCUUCUGAAACAACCUAUAUCCUCCACACUUAACCAGCAUUUGAUAGAUUAUCCAACCCCGAGCAAUCUGAGUUAUUUUUGGGGGUUCGGUCCGUUAGCAGGUAUUUGUUUAGUUAUUCAGAUAGUGACUGGCGUUUUUUUAGCUAUGCAUUACACACCUCAUGUGGAUCUAGCUUUCAACAGCGUAGAACACGUUAUGAGAGAUGUGGAAGGGGGCUGGUUGCUCCGUUAUAUGCAUGCUAAUGGGGCAAGUAUGUUUCUCAUUGUGGUUCACCUUCAUCUUUUUCGUGGUCUAUAUCAUGCGAGUUAUAGCAGUCCUAGGGAAUUUGUUCGGUGUCUCGGAGUUGUCAUCUUCCUCUUAAUGAUUGUGACAGCUUCUACAGGAUACGUACCACCUUGGGGUCAGAUGAGCUUUUGGGGAGCUACAGUAAUUACAAGCUUAGCUAGCGCCAUACCUGUAGUAGGAGAUACCAUAGUGACUUGGCUUUGGGGUGGUUUCUCCGUGGACAAUGCCACCUUAAAUCGUUUUUUUAGUCUCCAUCAUUUACUCCCCUUUCUUUUAGUAGGCGCCAGUCUUCUUCAUCUGGCCGCAUUGCAUCAAUAUGGAUCAAAUAAUCCAUUGGGUAUACAUUCAGAGAUGGAUAAAAUUGCUCCUUACCCUUAUUUUUAUGUAAAGGAUCUAGUAGGUCGGGUAGCUUCUGCCAUCUUUUUUUCCAUUUGGAUUUUUUAUGCUCCUAAUGUUUUGGGGCAUCCCGACAAUUAUAUACCUGCUAAUCCGAUGCCCACCCCGCCUCAUAUUGUGCCGGAAUGGUAUUUCCUACCGAUCUAUGCCAUUCUUCGCAGUAUACCUGAUAAAGCGGGAGGUGUAGCCGCAAUAGCACCAGUUUCUAUAUCUCUGUUGGCUCUACCUUUCGUUAAAGGUAUGUAUGUGCGUAGUUCAAGUCUUCGCCCGAUUCACCAAGGAAUCUUUUGGUUGCUUUUGGCGGAUCGCUUACUACUAGGUUGGAUCGGAUGUCAACCUGUGGAGGCACCAUUUGUUACUAUUGGACAAAUUCCUUCCGUGGUUUUCUUCUUGUUCUUUGCCAUAACGCCCAUUCCGGGACGAGUUGGAAGAGGAAUUCCCAAUUCUUACACGGAUUUGACUGAUCGCACCUGA